GAUAUCUCAUUCAGGACCAUGGCUUCCGAUGGCUGGAGAGUUUCCCCACACUGCCUGCUGACGCACCGCGUGCAGCGCGCAGCGCCGUGGUUAGUGAGGAGGCGGCUUUCCUCUCAGAGCUCCAGGAGCUCACGACGUUGCACUUGGCCCUCCCCUGCGGCCUGCUGCAAG
Messenger RNA from Symbiodinium pilosum, 171 nucleotides. The record is from the annotation of a GenBank genome assembly. Lineage: Eukaryota; Dinophyceae; Suessiales; Symbiodiniaceae.